Phasianus colchicus (ring-necked pheasant) is the source of this 514-nucleotide messenger RNA. Lineage: Eukaryota; Metazoa; Chordata; Aves; Galliformes; Phasianidae. The record is from RefSeq and is a predicted model, not a curated record.
CCCUCCGCCCUUAACCCCGCCCCUUUCCCCCUUAACCCCGCCCCCAGGUGCCCGGUGCUAUUGGUGGUCGGCGACAACUCCCCCCACGAGGACGCGGUGGUGGAGUGCAACGCCAAGCUGGAUCCCACCCAGACCUCCUUCUUAAAGGCGAGCCGUAGCCACGCCCCUUUUCCCGCUUAAGCCACGCCCUCUCCCUCAUAGCCCCUCCCACUCCCCUCCUAGCCCCGCCCACUUCGCCGCUAACCCCGCCCCUUUUUGCCUUAUAUAGAUGGCGGACGGCGGCGGCCAACCACAACUGCGCCAGCCGGCCAAGCUGACCGAAGCCUUUAAGUACUUCGUGCAGGGAAUGGGUUACAUGCCCUCGUCGGCCAUGACACGUCUGUCCCGUUCCCGCACCGCUUCCGUUUCCAGUUCUACUUCCGGAGAUGGGGACAAAUCCGGGGGUCGAAGCCGGACCCUUUCAAGGGGGAGUUUGGGGGGGGGGCUGGGGGCCAACGCCGUCCCAUAAGACCCC